AUGGCAAAUUCAGUCUUCCCUUUACCGGGUGUGGAGCACGGAAAGCGCAUUCUUGUCUCGGUCAUUGAGUCCCGGGCUCGCAAUGUCUCCAGCAAGUCUUGGGUUUCUCUGCCGAUUAAUGAACAGGACCUUUCUCAAGGAUAUAAGGACAUCAGUUUCCGGCAGUUAAAUAACUAUGCAAAUCACGCUGCGAAGUGGCUGAGAGAGAAUCUGCCUCCAACAUCCGAUGUGUUCCAGUGCUUUGCAUACGCAGGUCCUAAGGACUUGCGCUACCCUAUACUUGCGGUCGCGGCAGCAAAGCUGCAAAAAGUGAUGGUGAUGCCCUCUCCCCUCAUCACCCCCGAGGCUCAAAAUCGCAUUCUUAGUGCGAAGAGCUGUAAAAUCUACUUGCGACCGACAUCUAUGGCAGAUAAAGUGGCAGGACUAUUGAAAGAGGCACCCGCUUUUCGGGUUGUUACUGUUCCUGAAAUCGACGAAUUCAUGAAGGAAGAAGAGGCCCCCACCUUUACUUAUUCUAAGUCAUGGGAAGAGGGCAAAGACGAUCCCUGGCUUGUGUUUCACACAUCAGGCACAACUGGCAAUCCGAAACCUCUGACGUGGUCGCACAGAAUGAUGGCUGUGCCAGAUAUAAUGGCAUCUUUGCCAGAUCUGGAGCUAUCUGUGCUACAUAAAUUCGCCCAGGAUAGAUGGUAUACCCCACUCCCCUCCCUACAUGUUGUUGGUACCCUGAUGAUACUCGCCAUGGCUUCAUUCCUAGAAUCAACCAUCGUAAUCGGACCAGCGGUACAGCCGUCGGCAAAUCUCGUUGUAAAUAUUUUACACUAUGGACAAGUAGAUGGUGCUCUGAUGACACCCAGUCUUAUCGAGGACCUCUGUCUGACAGACACUGGCCUCCAAUCUCUACGGAGCCUUAAAUGUCUCUUAUACACUGGCGCACCUUUGGCCGCAAAAGCCGGCGAGAAGUUAGUGCCACAUGUCCAUAUUGCUUCUAUGGUUGGCAGCACAGAAGGUGGACUGUUUUUAACCAAGCUCCAUGACGAAAAGGAUGCAUGGGACUACAUCAAUUUCCAGAAGCACGCAAGUGCUGAACUUGUACCCCGAUUUGGCAACCUACAUGAGUUGGUCUUUGUGCGCCGGCCAGGUUGUUUAGUCCCUCUGGCUUUCCAAGUAAACCCCGGCCUCGACCGCAUCAAAACCAGUGACAUGCUGGUUGAGCAUCCUGUCCACAAGGGUCUAUGGAAGUUUAUUGGCCGCGGCGAUGACUAUGUUAACUUCUCCCAUGGAGAUGGGAUGCAUGCCUCUCUGAUUGAAGCUGAGAUCGAGUACCAUCCUGCCGUGAAGACCGCUUUGAUUGGCGAGAAUGGUAGACCUGCACCAGUCCUCCUUGUGGAGCUGUUCCCCAAUUAUAUGACAGAUCAUGAGAAGGAUCAAUUUACUGCUUCGCUGCAGCCUUAUAUUGAAAAUGCCAACAUCCGGUGUCAUGACUGCGUGAAGCUUUCUCUGGAUCGGUUCAUUCUAGCGUCGCAAGACAAGCCCUUCGUUCGAAAUGUCAAAGGAGGCGUGGUAAGAAUGCAGAGUCUCGCAUUAUACAAAGUCGAGAUUUCCGCUAUGUUUGAUUAA
Molecule: messenger RNA, 1620 nt
Organism: Penicillium cataractarum
Lineage: Eukaryota; Fungi; Ascomycota; Eurotiomycetes; Eurotiales; Aspergillaceae
Product: putative AMP-binding enzyme
Exons: 4
Coding region: 1-1620 (539 amino acids)
Source: RefSeq, a predicted model, not a curated record